GAUAAUUAGUGCAGUAUUCAAGGAAGGCCAUUUUUGUAUUAGACCAAUUUUAGUCCCCAAAUAACUUUGGUGCCGUAUUUUAUAACGACGAUGGGCUGGAUUUGGUGUGUUUGGGUUUUCGUAUGUAGUGGGUUUUAUGCCCUAGCGUUACACCCUGAAGUUUAUCUGAACAUGGAACAACGUGUUAAGCGUCACGGUUACCCACUCGAAAUCCACCCCGUCACCACCGAAGACGGCUACAUCUUAAACAUGUACCGCAUCCCACACGGUUUGAAAAAAUCCGAAAACGAACCGACCAAUAAAAGCGCCAUCUUACUGGUACAUAGCUCUGGGGGUUCCCCGGCGAAUUUCGUCACAUUGGGUAAAAAAUACUCGGCAGCCUACUACUUUGCCGACAGGGGAUUCGACGUGUGGCUGUUCUGUUCCAGAGGGACCGAGUGUCAAAAUCCUAGGAAACAUAUCAAAUGGGACUGGAAUAACGAUCCUGAAUAUUGGAAUUGGAGUUUCCACGAGGUUGGCCUUUAUGACUUACCAGCAAGCAUAGACCACAUUUUAAACGUAACCCAACAAAAGAAGAUCUUCCAUGUAGGAUAUUCGUCUGGCGGACCCCAGUUGUACGCACUGAUCUCCGAAAAACCCGAAUAUAAUGAAAAAAUUAAACUGAACGUCAACUAUGCCGCGGCAGUACUUUUAAAAGAAGUGGAUUAUCCUUUUCUGCAAGUUUUGUGCCAACUUAGCAAUCUCUUCAAGAACUUAUAUGGUGCUAUGGGCGUUACUGAGUUAACCCCUCCAGUGUUUUACUCAGUAUUGAGCGAUUUGGUUAGGAAAAUGUGCGCCGACCCUAAAUGGUUUAGACUUUGCAAGGUGGCCCUCUCGUCCUUUGGCUCCAAUUUGUCCACCCUUAUGGAAGAUGAUAUAGUGGAAUUAGCUACCAGUGUCUUUCCCCGCCUAUCAGUAAAACAGGCCACACAUUAUAUGGAUAAUGUGAAUAGAGGGGAUUUUCGUAAAUAUGACUAUGGUAAGCAAACGAAUUUGGCGGUGUACGGAAGGGCAGUACCCCCACGUUAUAAUUUGACUGCAACGACUGUUCCCAAUGCUUUUUUCUAUGGAGCUACUGAUUCUUUGAGCGUUCCAGAGGACAAUCAAGAACUCAUAGGCAUUUUAUCGAACGUGAUAUACGAGGAAGAAUUGGGGCCAAGUUUUGUGCAUUUGGACUUUAUUUUCGCCAAGAAUGCCUCGCAUAUGCUCUAUAAGCCCACUGUGAAGCUGUUCAAGGAUUUUGAUGCGGGCAGAAUACCGCCUAAAAUUGUUAAAAGAAGUAAACAGUAAAUUAAAUUUCGUUUAUUUUUUUA
This is a messenger RNA of Anthonomus grandis grandis, 1352 nucleotides long. RefSeq names its product gastric triacylglycerol lipase-like. The coding region runs from base 91 to 1329 and encodes 412 amino acids. Gene Ontology annotation, biological process: lipid metabolic process. The transcript has 7 exons. Gene Ontology annotation, molecular function: hydrolase activity, acting on ester bonds. The record is from RefSeq and is a predicted model, not a curated record. NCBI's taxonomy places the organism in Eukaryota, Metazoa, Arthropoda, Insecta, Coleoptera, Curculionidae.